UCGGCUCUCUCCGUAGGGGGCGGGCCCGGCCGUUCGGAGCCGCGGACCCACGGCUGCGGCGGCGACGGCGGCCGCGGAGGAGCCGCGGGGACGCUGAUCCCGGCUUGACUGUGGUCUCGGCGGCGACGGGGCAGACGGCGAGCAGGUGGACACCUCUCUUGAGCAUGCUGAUGGUCGGUGUCCCCGGCCCCCUACCCUGGCACAGCGGGCAGAGCCGGCAGCCCCCGGGGCCCAUGACCCCCCGCAGGAAGGCCUGAGCAGUCUGGCUCCACCCUGCCCUCUUCGGGGGGGACACGGUGGCCCACCUGCCUCUCCCCUGGCAUCUUCAGGAAUGGUGGGGCCCCCGGCGUGAUCAGCCCCCAGGGCUCCCCACCGCUGCUCGGGAAAUAGAGAUCUGAGCGGCCCCAGAGGACCCUCCUGGUCCCCAGUCCCGCCAAUGGGGCCACCGGGGCCCCUCGCAGCCACCUGACCGCCCAGGGCCCCCCCAGCGCCUCCCCCCCCAGGCCAUGGCCGGCGCCGAGGGCUUCCAGUACCGGGCGCUCUACCCAUUCCGCCGGGAGCGACCGGAGGACCUUGAGCUGCUGCCCGGGGACCUGCUGGUGGUGAGCCGAGCCGCCCUGCAGGCGCUGGGGGUGGCCGAGGGCGCCGAGCGCUGCCCGCAGAGCGUGGGCUGGAUGCCUGGCCUCAACGAGCGCACGCGGCAGCGUGGGGACUUCCCCGGCACCUACGUGGAGUUCCUGGGGCCGGUGGCCCUGGCCAGGCCUGGCCUGAGACCCCGCGGCCCCCGACCCCUGCCUGCCCGGCCCCGUGAUGGACCGCCUGAGCCAGGCCUCACGCUCCCCGACCUCCCUGAGCAGUUUUCCCCUCCCGACGUGGCGCCCCCCAUCCUGGUGAAGCUGGCGGAGGCUGUGGAGCGCACAGGACUGGACAGCGAGGCUCUGUACCGCCCGGAGUCACCUGCCUCACGCACAGACUGGACCCUGAGUGACAUAGAGCAGUGGGACGCGACAGCACUGGCCGACGGCGUCAAGAGCUUCCUGCUGGCGCUACCCGCGCCCCUGGUGACCCCCGAGGCCGCGGCUGAGGCGCACCAGGCCCUGCGGGAGGCCACGGGGCCGGUGGCGCCCACUCUGGAGCCCCCAACGCUGCCGCUGCACCGCGCACUCACGCUGCGCUUCCUGCUCCAGCAUCUUGGACGCCUGGCCCGGCGGGCUCCAACCCCCGGCCUCGCUGUGCGGGCCCUGGGUGCCACCUUCGGGCCGCUGCUGCUGCCGCCGCCCUCGCCGCCGCCAGGGGGCGCUCCCGAGGGGACCGAGCCCAGCCCUGACUUCCCCGUGCUGCUGCUUGAGAAGCUGCUCCAGGAACAGCUGGAGGAGCAGGAAGUUGCCCCCCCAGCACUGCCUCCCAAGCCCCCCAAGGCCAAGCCGGCCCCCACGGGCCUCACCAAUGGGGGAAGCCCACCCUCCCUGCAGGACGCUGAGUGGUACUGGGGCGACAUCUCCAGGGAGGAGGUGAAUGAGAAACUCCGCGACACGCCCGAUGGCACCUUCCUGGUCCGAGAUGCUUCCAGCAAGAUCCAGGGGGAGUACACACUGACGCUCAGGAAAGGCGGGAACAACAAGCUGAUCAAAGUCUUUCACCGGGACGGCCACUAUGGCUUUUCUGAGCCUCUGACCUUCGGCUCGGUGGUGGAGCUCAUCACCCACUACCGCCAUGAGUCGCUGGCCCAGUACAAUGCCAAGCUCGACACGCGGCUGCUCUACCCGGUGUCCAAGUACCAGCAGGACCAGAUUGUCAAGGAGGACAGUGUGGAGGCGGUGGGUGCCCAGCUGAAGGUGUACCACCAGCAGUACCAGGACAAGAGCCGCGAGUACGACCAGCUGUACGAGGAGUACACACGUACCUCGCAGGAGCUGCAGAUGAAGCGCACGGCCAUCGAGGCCUUCAACGAGACCAUCAAGAUCUUCGAAGAGCAAGGCCAGACGCAGGAGAAGUGCAGCAAGGAGUAUCUGGAGCGCUUCCGGCGCGAGGGGAAUGAGAAAGAGAUGCAGAGGAUCCUGCUGAACUCGGAGCGGCUCAAGUCCCGCAUCGCCGAGAUCCACGAGAGCCGCAGCAAGCUGCAGCAGGAGCUGCGGGCACAGGCCUCCGACAAUCGGGAGAUCGACAAGCGCAUGAACAGCCUCAAGCCCGACCUCAUGCAGCUCCGCAAGAUCCGGGACCAGUACCUCGUAUGGCUCACCCAGAAGGGCGCCCGGCAGAAGAAAAUCAACGAGUGGUUAGGGAUCAAAAACGAGACUGAAGACCAGUAUGCACUGAUGGAGGAUGAGGACGACCUCCCCCACCACGAGGAGCGCACGUGGUACGUGGGCAAGAUCAACCGCACACAGGCAGAGGAGAUGCUGAGCGGGAAGCGGGACGGCACCUUCCUGAUCCGCGAGAGCAGCCAGCGGGGCUGCUACGCCUGUUCUGUCGUGGUGGACGGCGACACGAAGCACUGCGUCAUCUACCGCACAGCCACGGGCUUCGGUUUCGCAGAGCCCUACAACCUGUACGCGUCGCUCAAGGAGCUGGUGCUGCACUACCAGCACGCCUCGCUGGUCCAGCACAACGACGCACUCACCGUGACACUGGCUCACCCUGUGCGGGCACUGGGGCCCGGGCCUCCGCCCGCUCGCUGAGUGGCCCCCACCUGCCUGAGGCCCCGCCCAACGGUCUCAGACC
This is a messenger RNA of Sorex fumeus (smoky shrew), 2721 nucleotides long. RefSeq names its product phosphoinositide-3-kinase regulatory subunit 2 (gene PIK3R2). Gene Ontology annotation, biological process: insulin receptor signaling pathway; phosphatidylinositol phosphate biosynthetic process. Bases 507 to 2678 code for a protein of 723 amino acids. The record is from RefSeq and is a predicted model, not a curated record. Gene Ontology annotation, cellular component: phosphatidylinositol 3-kinase complex. The transcript has 16 exons. Gene Ontology annotation, molecular function: protein binding; 1-phosphatidylinositol-3-kinase regulator activity. Lineage: Eukaryota; Metazoa; Chordata; Mammalia; Eulipotyphla; Soricidae.